Messenger RNA from Anoplopoma fimbria (sablefish), 2558 nucleotides. Its product is annotated as protein shisa-like-2A. Lineage: Eukaryota; Metazoa; Chordata; Actinopteri; Perciformes; Anoplopomatidae. The record is from RefSeq and is a predicted model, not a curated record. The transcript has 3 exons. The coding region runs from base 122 to 625 and encodes 167 amino acids.
UAACGUGUUUUAACAACGUGUUUUAACGUGUUUUAACGUGUUUUAACAACGUGUUUUAACGUGUUUUAACGUGUUUUAACAACGUGUUUUAACGUGUUUUAACGUGCGCCCUGUGUCUGCUAUGAGCUCGGACUGCGACAGUUACUACGGUAAAGAGCAGGUGUUGGUGGAGGGCUUCAGGUGUCCCAGAGCCGACAGUCACACCGCGCGGUUCUGCUGCGGGUUCAACGACCUGAAGUACUGCUGCGAUGACCCCGACAGCUUCUUCCCUUACGAGUACGGAUACAUGUGGUGGUUAAGUUUCGGAGCUCUUGUGGGUCUCUCUGUAGCAGCUGUGGUUCUUCUUGCCUUUAUCGUCACUCUGUGUGUCCUCUGCUAUCUGUUCAUCACCACUAAACCCAGAGGUCUGGACAAUGGGCUGCCGCUCCGAGCACCAGGCUCUACAUCGAGUCCACAGAGACCAGGACCGAGCCAUUCCAGUGCCCCUGCUGGUCCUCAAGGCCUCAGGAAACACUUCCUGAGGGGCAAGCUGGACUGUGACAACCAGCCCCCGGACCCUGACCGCCUUUUCCAACGUUGUUUCAUGGCCACUGUGACAUCUAUCAAAGUCGAGGGUCCUGCAUAGACUUGCGAACUAUUUUACUUCUUGAUUGUGUCGUUGCUCAAAAGUUGCUCAAUGGCAGCCAUCAGAAACAUUUUGUGUGGACGCCUGAACUUGACAUGAAAUGAUAUUUAUUGUAUUUAUAAUAUUUUAAUCAUCUGCCUACCAUUUCAACACUUUCACUUUCCAUAGCCAUUUAAUAAGCGUCUCGGCCACUGCGUCAAAGGGUGCCCCUCAAAUAUGCGUCUGUCAGGUUAGGAUGGCAACCAGUGGCAUCUCGCGAAAGUCACAGGAAUUAUGUUUGUUUUAACGAGACUUAUCUGCCCAACAGUCGUUUUUCAGAAGUCCUGUGAAAAGUAAAGAUGGUGUAACACAGGCAAGUAUGUGGUUUCUCAGGAAAUUGCCAAGAGUAGUGAUGGAGAUGUCGUGAGGGACUGCUGGGUGAAAGAGGCCGACAUAUGCUGGCUCCCAAAAUUACCAUGCAGUCAUCAAAACUCUUCAGAACCCCUGGUGAAAUCACAAUACUGCUCCUUUGAGAAUUGGCUUUGGAUUGAUGAGAUUGGCUGAGUUAUAAUACAAUUUUUAUUUCCCUAGAAAUGUCCCUAAAGACCAGAGGCUGUUAGCACCUGUUGGUCAUGAAUUUUGCAGAAUUCAUCACUGAGAUCCGACAGGAAAUAACCUCAAAACACUUUUUGAAUGAUGAUCAUUUUAGUCUCAGACAUGAUUUUGUUGAACCUGAGGGAUUUCGACAAACGGCACAAAUUAAGGGGACUGUUAUUGAACUGUACCGUGCGUUUGAAUUUUUUGUUGCCGCUCUGGUUUCUUCUUGCCCAAACUCUGCUUUUACAUUUUAACAUAGAAGUCAGUAAUGAGGGGAGUUGGAUAACAGAUAUUUUGUGAUGAAAGUUUUGAGGUGUUGAUUGGAAAAAAAAUGAACUGUUACAGUAUGUUAAUACAUCAGAUCAUAACAAAAUAUAAGAUGACUCCCAGGUUGAGAACUUCUAGCUUGCAGGGCCACUCCAUUGAUUUUUUUUUUCACAUUACUCGUCAUGACAUCUUUAAAAAACCCAAUGUGAUAUCCAAGAUUGGCAGGAAGCUGCAAAGUUCAGUGACAAUCAGUGGGCAUGGAGUUUGAAAGUUUUUUGUCCACAAAGCAGGAAUGGGACGAAAUACGUUAUGGAAUGCAUUAUGGGAAUUUCAGGCCUUCAGUGGUUUUAAUGCCUCCGCGCUGACGAGUCAGUCCAUUCUUGUAAACACGAUAUUUCAAGAACGCCAGGAAGGAAUUUCUUCUAAUUAAAAAGAGGUGUAUAUUAAAGCAUUACUAACCCUGGACUGAAUGCUGCUUCAUCACGUUCCAGUAUCCCCGUCUCGUUUCAAAUGUCCACUGGAAGGGUUUCAGAAGUGGAGCAUCUUUGGUCAGUCUGUUAAACACCAGCUGCAUUUACAACACAGUUGCCUACAAAAUUAGCAUAGCUGUAGUUAAGGUCGGUAUGUCGGUUGGUCUAGGCAAAAAUAUCUCAACCAAACGAUCCCUUUAGCAGCAACAGAACAAACCCUUUCACACAAUUGUCCCAUACAAUUUGCAUUCCCCAAAUAUGUGCUUUGUUGAGUGAAAAAGUCAUAGAAAGGAUACAAAUCUGCAUCUCAUACCCAUCUGUCAGUCUGGCGCUCACGUCCUGUUGAAGUCUGUGAUCGCUUUGAUGGUGCUGUAGGAGAAACCAGAGCUUUAUAUUUGGAGAUACAGAUUCUCAUGUGGUGCCAUGACCGUUCUGCUCAUUUUAAGAAUAUUCGUGUAAUGUGUCUAUCUCUGUUCACUGACAAAUUCAUGAAGUCAUUAAAGACCUCAGUAGCACAGCCAGUUAUGUUUACUAUCAUGGUACUUAUAGAAAAGAUAUUGGGCAGCUCAAGUGCCUCACUGAUUAAUGUGUAUUUUCCAAAAUGAUUAUUAAAGCUAUGA